This is a messenger RNA of Populus nigra (black poplar), 1719 nucleotides long. RefSeq names its product telomere repeat-binding factor 2. The record is from RefSeq and is a predicted model, not a curated record. Gene Ontology annotation, biological process: nucleosome assembly. The transcript has 7 exons. Bases 214 to 1254 code for a protein of 346 amino acids. Lineage: Eukaryota; Viridiplantae; Streptophyta; Magnoliopsida; Malpighiales; Salicaceae. Gene Ontology annotation, cellular component: nucleosome. Gene Ontology annotation, molecular function: double-stranded telomeric DNA binding.
UAUUCCACUCUCAUCUUCAGCUUCUUCUUCAGGGAGUGAAAACAGAAUCCAUAAAAAAGAUAAAAGAGUUGAAAAGAUCGAAAUGGUACCCUCCUGAAUUUCUCACUUUCACUCGCACAUUCUCUGCCCCUCCUGCUCUUCCUUGCUUCCUUUCAUCUUCAGGAAAAGGGGUGGGUGAGAAUUAUUAUUAUUACUAAAUCAUCUGUUGAUGGGAUGGGUGCUCCUAAGCAGAAGUGGACUGGCGAAGAAGAGGCAGCCCUUAAAGCUGGAGUGCUUAAGCAUGGCACUGGCAAAUGGCGUACAAUCCUUAUGGACCCUGAAUUUAGUGCCGUCUUGCGUUUGCGUUCCAAUGUUGAUCUCAAGGAUAAAUGGAGAAAUAUAAAUGUGACUGCAAUAUGGGGUUCGAGGAAAAAGGCGAAGAUCGCACUUAAAAGGAGACCACUGACUCCUAAGCGCGAGGAGAAUGCAAAGGCUCUCAGCACUGUUGUUCAGACCAAUGAAGAAGUUGUUGAUGCUAAGCCUCUCGCAUUUGCUAGUGGGACACCAGGGAAUGGUUGUCCAAAAGACCUGCUCGCAAGGUUGGAUAAUCUAAUAUUAGAGGCUAUUACCACUUUGAAGGAGCCAACGGGUUCUGACAGGGCUUCAAUUGCUUUGUACAUACAGGAGAAAUACUGGGCACCAAUGAACCUCAGAAAGCUAUUGGGAGGAAAACUGAAGCAUUUGACUGCCAAUGGAAAUUUGAUUAUGGUUCAGCACAAGUACAGGAUUGCACCUAGUUCAACAUUUUCUGAAGGAAGAAAAAACCAUGCCCUCCCAGAAGGAAAACGGAAGGAUGCGUUAAAAUUGGAGAAGAGUAAGAACAAAAUCCUUACUAAAGCCCACGUUGAUCGAGACCUAUCAAAGAUUCAGGGCAUGACUGCCUUGGAGGCUGCUGCAGCUGCUGCAAAGGCAGUCGCAGAGGCAGAAUCUGCAAUUGCAGAUGCUGAAGCAGCUGCAAGGGAGGCUGAGAAAGCAGAGGCAGAGGCAGAAGCAGCACAAGUUUUUGCUAAAGCAGCGAUUAAGGCAUUUAAGCUCCGGGCAUGUCAUACCUGGUGGCAAUUUGUUUUCAGAAUGAGGAUCAUGCCUGCAAUGAUCUGUUCUGCAAUCGGACAGGAAUGUUUCUCUGUUAAUUCUUCAGGGGAAUUGAAAUUCUUAAUUACUUUUAUUCAUUCUUUUUCUCGAAUUUCUUUAGUUAAUCUUGCCAAGAAGUUUUAAACCCUUAAAUGAUUAAACAACUAAAUGAUCAUUUGUAGAGUCACCUUGCUUUAUUCUUUUUUUCCCCCUUAGAUAAUAAAAAUUGCAUUUUUUUAAACCCUAGUCAUCAAAGCCCUAACUUCCGUGAAACUUCUUCAGCUUCUUGGUCCGUAAAACCCUUUCUCUGCCACCAGGAUUCAACAGUAUGGCAAGCAAAGGAGUGCAAGGAGCUAGGGAUUGCCAUUUAGCAAAACAAAAGAAAAGAGCAAGCCAAGGACAGCUUUCUUAGUGAAGAAAGCUGCUCAAGCAUCGUCUAUUCUUGAUGUAAUUUUGUAUCAUGUAGACCAAAAUUGGCAGUUGCUCCUGCCCAGGAUGAAAGGGGAAGAAUACGCUAUCUUUUUUUCCUGCUUUCCUUCCAAACAUCUAGUAUGGCAUGAGCUGAGGGCAAUUCAGAUCUAUACAGAUCAUUAGCUUCCGUUGUUCCUA